Molecule: messenger RNA, 11373 nt
Organism: Porites lobata
Lineage: Eukaryota; Metazoa; Cnidaria; Anthozoa; Scleractinia; Poritidae
Source: the annotation of a GenBank genome assembly
AUGUCUCACGUGAACAGCCAAAGAGUCAUCAAACAUUUGCCUACUACACAAGACCAUCAAAACAAAGACACAGAAUAUGAAGAAGUAUCAACAGAUGUAUUCGGGAAUACGAACGCGGAACGGCAGUUGCGUGAUCCCAGCGAUAGGUACCCAACUGAGGCGGUCACGUUCAAUAUCCCAAAUGAAGAAAUAUUUAAGAAAAAUGUGCACACAACAAAAACCUCGACUCAAGUAAUUCGCACAUAUUAUCAAAAUGGUAAGCAACACACAGAAUUGACCAUUCAGCAAAACCCACCUUUUAUGACUUCAGUUAACGUUAACACUGGCGAAAAAAACACAGAAGCUAAAACCUCUCAUAAAGAAGCAAAAUACCCACACGCUUCCUACUGUACACCUUCAUAUUCGCAAGUGAAAUCCAACAAGUACUCUCCUGUAGAAUAUGGUCUGCAUAAUAUAGGAAAGGCUUCUGACUACGAGAAUCAAAGUAAUCACAGCUUAACAGAAAUAACAAAACCCAAGGUCAAGAGCAAGUCACAAACAAGCUACACAUACAAAAUUCAAAACGGAGUAGCCAUAUUACAAACCAUAGAAAGGUGCGAAGACAAACCUACAACAACAAGUAAGAAAAACGAAAAGGGCGAACAAGUAAACCGAAAACAAACCUUAAGCAAUAGUGGACAAACAGAAGACACGACAAACGAAACGCCCUGCUUAAAAACACACAUGGCAUCAGCAACCAGAAAAAGACAAGAAAAGAAUAGCAGAGACUUCCUAAAGGACAAAAAAGACUCCCAAGGAUUACAUGCAAUAGAAGAAAUCAAGGAGCACAGCAAUACCGUCAACCUUCAAAAAACAGUGCCUCAUCACAAAGUAGAAAAGAAACAAGUAGAACAGCGGAUAACGCACACCAUUAAAGAGCAAGACCUCCGUUCAGAACUACCGCCUCCACUCAACAAGUUGUCAACAGCCAAAGUGCAAUUCCUUCAAAACCAAGAAACGCAGAGAGUUACAAAGGUUACCUUCUCCACACCAGCAGAUAAAACCAUUCCCGAUUUCAGUCAGGACAGCUCAACCUUACAAACACAACAAACAUCUCCGCCUCCAAAACUGGACAAACGCAAAGCCGAAGAGUGGAUAACGCACACAAUAAAACACGAAGAGCUAAGAUCAGAGCCGCCUCCACCAACCAACAAGCUGUCGGCACAUAAAGUGCAAUUUCUGCAAACACAAGAAACACAGCCAGCCACAAAAGUCGACGGCCCCUCACCAGGCAGACUGGUCAUUCCCGAUUUCGACAAGCAAAGCUCUACCUUCAAGGUGGACGAAAAGCCGCCGCCUCCCAAAACAGAGAAACUUCAUGCCGAACAGUGGAUAACAACUACCAUUAGGCAAGAAGACCUGCGUUCAGAAAUGCCUGCACCCGCAAAUAAGCUGACAGCAGAUAAACUACAUUUUCUUCAAAAACAAGAUACGCAACCAGCUGCAAAGGCUGAUGGAGUGUCGCCAGGCAGACUUGUUAUUCCCGACUUCGAGCAGCACACCUCUACCGUCGAGGUUCAAGAGACAGUGCCUUCUCCCAAAGUGGACAAGCGAAAUGCAGAACGGUGGAUAACGCACACUUUUAAACAAGAAGAGCUCCGUUCAGAACUGCCGCCUCCAGUCAACAAGCUGCCAACAGACAAAGUGCAAUUCCUUCACGACCAAGAAACGCAGAGAGUUGACAAGGCCAACUUCUCCACACCAGGAAGGAUAAUCAUUCCCGAUUUCAGUCAGGACAGCUCAACCUUACAAACACAACAAACAUCUCCGCCUCCAAAACUGGACAAACGCAAAGCCGAAGAGUGGAUAACGCACACAAUAAAACACGAAGAGCUAAGAUCAGAGCCGCCUCCACCAACCAACAAGCUGUUGGCACAUAGAGUGCAAUUUCUGCAAACACAAGAAACACAGCCAGCCACAAAAGUCGACGGCCCCUCACCAGGCAGACUGGUCAUUCCCGAUUUCGAGAAGCAAACCUCUACCUUCAAGGUGGACGAAAAGCCGCCGCCUCCCAAAACAGAGAAACUUCAUGCCGAACAGUGGAUAACAACUACCAUUAGGCAAGAAGACCUGCGUUCAGAAAUGCCUGCACCCGCAAAUAAGCUGACAGCAGAUAAACUACAUUUUCUUCAAAAACAAGAUACGCAACCAGCUGCAAAGGCUGAUGGAGUGUCGCCAGGCAGACUUGUUAUUCCCGACUUCGAGCAGCACAGCUCUACCGUCGAGGUUCAAGAGACAGUGCCUUCUCCCAAAGUGGACAAGCGAAAUGCAGAACGGUGGAUAACGCACACUUUUAAACAAGAAGAGCUCCGUUCAGAACUGCCGCCUCCAGUCAACAAGCUGCCAACAGACAAAGUGCAAUUCCUUCAAGACCAAGAAACGCAGAGAGUUGACAAGGCCAACUUCUCCACACCAGGAAGGAUAAUCAUUCCCGAUUUCAGUCAGGACAGCUCAACCUUACAAACACAACAAACAUCUCCGCCUCCAAAACUGGACAAACGCAAAGCCGAAGAGUGGAUAACGCACACAAUAAAACACGAAGAGCUAAGAUCAGAGCCGCCUCCACCAACCAACAAGCUGACGGCACAUAAAGUGCAAUUUCUGCAAACACAAGAAACACAGCCAGCCACAAAAGUCGACGGCCCCUCACCAGGCAGACUGGUCAUUCCCGAUUUCGAGAAGCAAACCUCUACCUUCAAGGUGGACGAAAAGCCGCCGCCUCCCAAAACAGAGAAACUUCAUGCCGAACAGUGGAUAACAACUACCAUUAGGCAAGAAGACCUGCGUUCAGAAAUGCCUGCACCCGCAAAUAAGCUGACAGCAGAUAAACUACAUUUUCUUCAAAAACAAGAUACGCAACCAGCUGCAAAGGCUGAUGGAGUGUCGCCAGGCAGACUUGUUAUUCCCGACUUCGAGCAGCACAGCUCUACCGUCGAGGUUCAAGAGACAGUGCCUUCUCCCAAAGUGGACAAGCGAAAUGCAGAACGGUGGAUAACGCACACUUUUAAACAAGAAGAGCUCCGUUCAGAACUGCCGCCUCCAGUCAACAAGCUGCCAACAGACAAAGUGCAAUUCCUUCAAGACCAAGAAACGCAGAGAGUUGACAAGGCCAACUUCUCCACACCAGGAAGGAUAAUCAUUCCCGAUUUCAGUCAGGACAGCUCAACCUUACAAACACAACAAACAUCUCCGCCUCCAAAACUGGACAAACGCAAAGCCGAAGAGUGGAUAACACACACAAUAAAACACGAAGAGCUAAGAUCAGAGCCGCCUCCACCAACCAACAAGCUGUCGGCACAUAAAGUGCAAUUUCUGCAAACACAAGAAACACAGCCAGCCACAAAAGUCGACGGCCCCUCACCAGGCAGACUGGUCAUUCCCGAUUUCGACAAGCAAAGCUCUACCUUCAAGGUGGACGAAAAGCCGCCGCCUCCCAAAACAGAGAAACUUCAUGCCGAACAGUGGAGAACAACUACCAUUAGGCAAGAAGACCUGCGUUCAGAAAUGCCUGCACCCGCAAAUAAGCUGACAGCAGAUAAACUACAUUUUCUUCAAAAACAAGAUACGCAACCAGCUGCAAAGGCUGAUGGAGUGUCGCCAGGCAGACUUGUUAUUCCCGACUUCGAGCAGCACAGCUCUACCGUCGAGGUUCAAGAGACAGUGCCUUCUCCCAAAGUGGACAAGCGAAAUGCAGAACGGUGGAUAACGCACACUUUUAAACAAGAAGAGCUCCGUUCAGAACUGCCGCCUCCAGUCAACAAGCUGCCAACAGACAAAGUGCAAUUCCUUCAAGACCAAGAAACGCAGAGAGUUGACAAGGCCAACUUCUCCACACCAGGAAGGAUAAUCAUUCCCGAUUUCAGUCAGGACAGCUCAACCUUACAAACACAACAAACAUCUCCGCCUCCAAAACUGGACAAACGCAAAGCCGAAGAGUGGAUAACGCACACAAUAAAACACGAAGAGCUAAGAUCAGAGCCGCCUCCACCAACCAACAAGCUGUCGGCACAUAAAGUGCAAUUUCUGCAAACACAAGAAACACAGCCAGCCACAAAAGUCGACGGCCCCUCACCAGGCAGACUGGUCAUUCCCGAUUUCGACAAGCAAAGCUCUACCUUCAAGGUGGACGAAAAGCCGCCGCCUCCCAAAACAGAGAAACUUCAUGCCGAACAGUGGAUAACAACUACCAUUAGGCAAGAAGACCUGCGUUCAGAAAUGCCUGCACCCGCAAAUAAGCUGACAGCAGAUAAACUACAUUUUCUUCAAAAACAAGAUACGCAACCAGCUGCAAAGGCUGAUGGAGUGUCGCCAGGCAGACUUGUUAUUCCCGACUUCGAGCAGCACAGCUCUACCGUCGAGGUUCAAGAGACAGUGCCUUCUCCCAAAGUGGACAAGCGAAAUGCAGAACGGUGGAUAACGCACACUUUUAAACAAGAAGAGCUCCGUUCAGAACUGCCGCCUCCAGUCAACAAGCUGCCAACAGACAAAGUGCAAUUCCUUCAAGACCAAGAAACGCAGAGAGUUGACAAGGCCAACUUCUCCACACCAGGAAGGAUAAUCAUUCCCGAUUUCAGUCAGGACAGCUCAACCUUACAAACACAACAAACAUCUCCGCCUCCAAAACUGGACAAACGCAAAGCCGAAGAGUGGAUAACGCACACAAUAAAACACGAAGAGCUAAGAUCAGAGCCGCCUCCACCAACCAACAAGCUGUUGGCACAUAAAGUGCAAUUUCUGCAAACACAAGAAACACAGCCAGCCACAAAAGUCGACGGCCCCUCACCAGGCAGACUGGUCAUUCCCGAUUUCAACAAGCAAAGCUCUACCUUCAAGGUGGACGAAAAGCCGCCGCCUCCCAAAACAGAGAAACUUCAUGCCGAACAGUGGAUAACAACUACCAUUAGGCAAGAAGACCUGCGUUCAGAAAUGCCUGCACCCGCAAAUAAGCUGACAGCAGAUAAACUACAUUUUCUUCAAAAACAAGAUACGCAACCAGCUGCAAAGGCUGAUGGAGUGUCGCCAGGCAGACUUGUUAUUCCCGACUUCGAGCAGCACAGCUCUACCGUCGAGGUUCAAGAGACAGUGCCUUCUCCCAAAGUGGACAAGCGAAAUGCAGAACGGUGCAUAACGCACACUUUUAAACAAGAAGAGCUCCGUUCAGAACUGCCGCCUCCAGUCAACAAGCUGCCAACAGACAAAGUGCAAUUCCUUCAAGACCAAGAAACGCAGAGAGUUGACAAGGCCAACUUCUCCACACCAGGAAGGAUAAUCAUUCCCGAUUUCAGUCAGGACAGCUCAACCUUACAAACACAACAAACAUCUCCGCCUCCAAAACUGGACAAACGCAAAGCCGAAGAGUGGAUAACGCACACAAUAAAACACGAAGAGCUAAGAUCAGAGCCGCCUCCACCAACCAACAAGCUGUCGGCACAUAAAGUGCAAUUUCUGCAAACACAAGAAACACAGCCAGCCACAAAAGUCGACGGCCCCUCACCAGGCAGACUGGUCAUUCCCGAUUUCGAGAAGCAAACCUCUACCUUCAAGGUGGACGAAAAGCCGCCGCCUCCCAAAACAGAGAAACUUCAUGCCGAACAGUGGAUAACAACUACCAUUAGGCAAGAAGACCUGCGUUCAGAAAUGCCUGCACCCGCAAAUAAGCUGACAGCAGAUAAACUACAUUUUCUUCAAAAACAAGAUACGCAACCAGCUGCAAAGGCUGAUGGAGUGUCGCCAGGCAGACUUGUUAUUCCCGACUUCGAGCAGCACAGCUCUACCGUCGAGGUUCAAGAGACAGUGCCUUCUCCCAAAGUGGACAAGCGAAAUGCAGAACGGUGGAUAACGCACACUUUUAAACAAGAAGAGCUCCGUUCAGAACUGCCGCCUCCAGUCAACAAGCUGCCAACAGACAAAGUGCAAUUCCUUCAAGACCAAGAAACGCAGAGAGUUGACAAGGCCAACUUCUCCACACCAGGAAGGAUAAUCAUUCCCGAUUUCAGUCAGGACAGCUCAACCUUACAAACACAACAAACAUCUCCGCCUCCAAAACUGGACAAACGCAAAGCCGAAGAGUGGAUAACGCACACAAUAAAACACGAAGAGCUAAGAUCAGAGCCGCCUCCACCAACCAACAAGCUGUCGGCACAUAAAGUGCAAUUUCUGCAAACACAAGAAACACAGCCAGCCACAAAAGUCGACGGCCCCUCACCAGGCAGACUGGUCAUUCCCGAUUUCGAGAAGCAAACCUCUACCUUCAAGGUGGACGAAAAGCCGCCGCCUCCCAAAACAGAGAAACUUCAUGCCGAACAGUGGAUAACAACUACCAUUAGGCAAGAAGACCUGCGUUCAGAAAUGCCUGCACCCGCAAAUAAGCUGACAGCAGAUAAACUACAUUUUCUUCAAAAACAAGAUACGCAACCAGCUGCAAAGGCUGAUGGAGUGUCGCCAGGCAGACUUGUUAUUCCCGACUUCGAGCAGCACAGCUCUACCGUCGAGGUUCAAGAGACAGUGCCUUCUCCCAAAGUGGACAAGCGAAAUGCAGAACGGUGGAUAACGCACACUUUUAAACAAGAAGAGCUCCGUUCAGAACUGCCGCCUCCAGUCAACAAGCUGCCAACAGACAAAGUGCAAUUCCUUCAAGACCAAGAAACGCAGAGAGUUGACAAGGCCAACUUCUCCACACCAGGAAGGAUAAUCAUUCCCGAUUUCAGUCAGGACAGCUCAACCUUACAAACACAACAAACAUCUCCGCCUCCAAAACUGGACAAACGCAAAGCCGAAGAGUGGAUAACGCACACAAUAAAACACGAAGAGCUAAGAUCAGAGCCGCCUCCACCAACCAACAAGCUGACGGCACAUAAAGUGCAAUUUCUGCAAACACAAGAAACACAGCCAGCCACAAAAGUCGACGGCCCCUCACCAGGCAGACUGGUCAUUCCCGAUUUCGAGAAGCAAACCUCUACCUUCAAGGUGGACGAAAAGCCGCCGCCUCCCAAAACAGAGAAACUUCAUGCCGAACAGUGGAUAACAACUACCAUUAGGCAAGAAGACCUGCGUUCAGAAAUGCCUGCACCCGCAAAUAAGCUGACAGCAGAUAAACUACAUUUUCUUCAAAAACAAGAUACGCAACCAGCUGCAAAGGCUGAUGGAGUGUCGCCAGGCAGACUUGUUAUUCCCGACUUCGAGCAGCACAGCUCUACCGUCGAGGUUCAAGAGACAGUGCCUUCCCCCAAAGUGGACAAGCGAAAUGCAGAACAGUGGAUAACGCACUUUUUUAAACAAGAAGAGCUCCGUUCAGAACUGCCGCCUCCAGUCAACAAGCUGCCAACAGACAAAGUGCAAUUCCUUCAAGACCAAGAAACGCAGAGAGUUGACAAGGCCAACUUCUCCACACCAGGAAGGAUAAUCAUUCCCGAUUUCAGUCAGGACAGCUCAACCUUACAAUCACAACAAACAUCUCCGCCUCCAAAACUGGACAAACGCAAAGCCGAAGAGUGGAUAACGCAUACAAUCAAACACGAAGAGCUAAGAUCAGAGCCGCCUCCACCAACCAACAAGCUGUCGGUACAUAAAGUGCAAUUUCUGCAAACACAAGAAACACAGCCAGCCACAAAAGUCGACGGCCCCUCACCAGGCAGACUGGUCAUUCCCGAUUUCGACAAGCAAAGCUCUACCUUCAAGGUGGACGAAAAGCCGCCGCCUCCCAAAACAGAGAAACUUCAUGCCGAACAGUGGAUAACAACUACCAUUAGGCAAGAAGACCUGCGUUCAGAAAUGCCUGCACCCGCAAAUAAGCUGACAGCAGAUAAACUACAUUUUCUUCAAAAACAAGAUACGCAACCAGCUGCAAAGGCUGAUGGAGUGUCGCCAGGCAGACUUGUUAUUCCCGACUUCGAGCAGCACAGCUCUACCGUCGAGGUUCAAGAGACAGUGCCUUCUCCCAAAGUGGACAAGCGAAAUGCAGAACGGUGGAUAACGCACACUUUUAAACAAGAAGAGCUCCGUUCAGAACUGCCGCCUCCAGUCAACAAGCUGCCAACAGACAAAGUGCAAUUCCUUCAAGACCAAGAAACGCAGAGAGUUGACAAGGCCAACUUCUCCACACCAGGAAGGAUAAUCAUUCCCGAUUUCAGUCAGGACAGCUCAACCUUACAAACACAACAAACAUCUCCGCCUCCAAAACUGGACAAACGCAAAGCCGAAGAGUGGAUAACGCACACAAUAAAACACGAAGAGCUAAGAUCAGAGCCGCCUCCACCAACCAACAAGCUGUUGGCACAUAAAGUGCAAUUUCUGCAAACACAAGAAACACAGCCAGCCACAAAAGUCGACGGCCCCUCACCAGGCAGACUGGUCAUUCCCGAUUUCAACAAGCAAAGCUCUACCUUCAAGGUGGACGAAAAGCCGCCGCCUCCCAAAACAGAGAAACUUCAUGCCGAACAGUGGAUAACAACUACCAUUAGGCAAGAAGACCUGCGUUCAGAAAUGCCUGCACCCGCAAAUAAGCUGACAGCAGAUAAACUACAUUUUCUUCAAAAACAAGAUACGCAACCAGCUGCAAAGGCUGAUGGAGUGUCGCCAGGCAGACUUGUUAUUCCCGACUUCGAGCAGCACAGCUCUACCGUCGAGGUUCAAGAGACAGUGCCUUCUCCCAAAGUGGACAAGCGAAAUGCAGAACGGUGGAUAACGCACACUUUUAAACAAGAAGAGCUCCGUUCAGAACUGCCGCCUCCAGUCAACAAGCUGCCAACAGACAAAGUGCAAUUCCUUCAAGACCAAGAAACGCAGAGAGUUGACAAGGCCAACUUCUCCACACCAGGAAGGAUAAUCAUUCCCGAUUUCAGUCAGGACAGCUCAACCUUACAAACACAACAAACAUCUCCGCCUCCAAAACUGGACAAACGCAAAGCCGAAGAGUGGAUAACGCACACAAUAAAACACGAAGAGCUAAGAUCAGAGCCGCCUCCACCAACCAACAAGCUGUCGGCACAUAAAGUGCAAUUUCUGCAAACACAAGAAACACAGCCAGCCACAAAAGUCGACGGCCCCUCACCAGGCAGACUGGUCAUUCCCGAUUUCGAGAAGCAAACCUCUACCUUCAAGGUGGACGAAAAGCCGCCGCCUCCCAAAACAGAGAAACUUCAUGCCGAACAGUGGAUAACAACUACCAUUAGGCAAGAAGACCUGCGUUCAGAAAUGCCUGCACCCGCAAAUAAGCUGACAGCAGAUAAACUACAUUUUCUUCAAAAACAAGAUACGCAACCAGCUGCAAAGGCUGAUGGAGUGUCGCCAGGCAGACUUGUUAUUCCCGACUUCGAGCAGCACAGCUCUACCGUCGAGGUUCAAGAGACAGUGCCUUCUCCCAAAGUGGACAAGCGAAAUGCAGAACGGUGGAUAACGCACACUUUUAAACAAGAAGAGCUCCGUUCAGAACUGCCGCCUCCAGUCAACAAGCUGCCAACAGACAAAGUGCAAUUCCUUCAAGACCAAGAAACGCAGAGAGUUGACAAGGCCAACUUCUCCACACCAGGAAGGAUAAUCAUUCCCGAUUUCAGUCAGGACAGCUCAACCUUACAAACACAACAAACAUCUCCGCCUCCAAAACUGGACAAACGCAAAGCCGAAGAGUGGAUAACGCACACAAUAAAACACGAAGAGCUAAGAUCAGAGCCGCCUCCACCAACCAACAAGCUGUCGGCACAUAAAGUGCAAUUUCUGCAAACACAAGAAACACAGCCAGCCACAAAAGUCGACGGCCCCUCACCAGGCAGACUGGUCAUUCCCGAUUUCGAGAAGCAAACCUCUACCUUCAAGGUGGACGAAAAGCCGCCGCCUCCCAAAACAGAGAAACUUCAUGCCGAACAGUGGAUAACAACUACCAUUAGGCAAGAAGACCUGCGUUCAGAAAUGCCUGCACCCGCAAAUAAGCUGACAGCAGGUAAACUACAUUUUCUUCAAAAACAAGAUACGCAGCCAGCUGCAAAGGCUGAUGGAGUGUCGCCAGGCAGACUUGUUAUUCCCGACUUCGAGCAGCACAGCUUUACCGUUGAGGUUCAAGAGACAGUGUUUUCUCCCAAAGUUGAAAAGGGAAAUGCAGAACGGUGGAUAACGCACACUUUUAAACAAGAAGAGCUCCGUUCAGAACUGCCGCCUCCAGUCAACAAGCUGCCAACAGACAAGGUGCAAUUCCUUCAAGAACAAGAAACGCAGAGAGUUGACAAGGCCAACUUCUUCACAGCAGGAAGAAUAAUUAUUCCCGAUUUUAAUCAGGACAGCUCAACCUUACAAAGACGAGAACAAGAAGCACUUUUCGCUGGGAGGAAUGGUUCCCCACAAGGGGUACUUUUUAAUCAGAACCCUUAUAGGACGAUCGUUAAUGUUUCGGAAAAAGCAUUUUCGGAGGAAAAACCGAGAGAUGAAGCAUUGAAAAGUGGAAACGCUAAAUCUAUGUCUGUUGCUCGGUCAAAUAAGGGGUCAGUUUUUAAGCUGGAGUUUGUUCAGACAGUCGAUGCUGAUUCUUCGUUAAAGGAAGAUAUUGUUUUACCAGGUAGACUGGUUAUUCCUGACUUUAGAAAUUCCAGAGGUAGAUUAGGUUCUAAAGAUAGCGCUUUACCUCCAGAAAUCGGUAAACGUGGUGGUGGAGAUUGGGUCACACACUCUAUGACGCGCGAAGAGAUCGGAUCAAUACCACUGCGUUCACGAAGUAAAUUUUUAGAAGAUAAAGUCGGUUUCUCAUCGGCCAAAGAAGUACAGCAAAGCAAACCGCUAUUACUAUCAACGAACCAAAUGAAAGAAAGAGGAACAUUCCAAGAAUCACAAAACUUGACAGGGCCUAAUAAUUAUUUAACUGGUGGUGGCUUGGUACUCCUUUCUGGUCCAAGUAACAAACGCUCUGAAGAGAAAUUUGAAUUAACUUAUAAUCAAGACGUCGAGUUAUUGGGUGAAAUGUCAGAUGGUAGAUUAACGAACAAGUUGCCUGCUUCUCAAAGAGAGUUUAAGGACGCUGAUGAGGCGGUAGCACUAAUGCACAGAAAGGACAGCGAUGACGAAACAUUGCACCUUACACUCAAACAGGGUACGCCGUCUGGUGGAAUUGUUAUUCCUAAUAACGAUGCUUAUAGCUUUUCCAUUGACGUACAAGAUCCUGCCUUGUCUGGGAAGAAAAGCAACAUUCAAAGAGAGUGGUUGACGCAUUCCUUAACACACGAGCAGAUCAGAACGUUACCGCUUGCCUAUAAUCCACGAAGGACAGUUCAACAAACACAAGAGAGUCAGCCAAUAAGAAGAUUGGAUAAGCCGGGUCCAGGAAAACUCGUCAUUCCAGUCACAUUCCACUAA